AUGCCACUAGACUUGGUAGGCAAGCUGCACCGCACCGUGUACAUCACGGAUUGCCCAGAGGACUCACAAGAGGACCUGCUGCACAUGCUGCUGAAGCGGUGCGGCGCGAUUGAGGCGUGGGACGCUGUCGAUGGCCGGGUCAUUGUGGUUUUUCAGAGCAUGAACAGUGUCAGCAACGCCCUCACCUUCCACGGUAUGUCCUUUGUGGACUUGACAAGAAAGAUCUGUGUGUGGAAAGCCACAGACGCGCCACCGGUGGAGGCAACACAUCAGCUGUCCAUCCAAGGAGGCUCUGCCACCGCGGAUGCGGCUCCGAUGGAGGCCGCAUCAGCCGAGGAGGAGGACACCCGUCGAGCACAGCGGAAGGAGCGGCGCGCUGCACUGCAGCAGAUCCUGAAUAGCGGGGCGGCAGACCUUGUCGACACUUCCUCGCUGGAGGGUCGGCGAGCAAAGAUGACGGAGCUGUGCUACCGACAGCUCAAGGCCCUUUGCGUGCUCUCUGCUGCCGCAGCGAAGGAUGCGAGGGCGGAGCUGGAGGAGAAGAAGGAGAACCUUGCACGAUUGCAAAGCCUGAUCCGCACUCAAGAGGCAGCGGCCAAACGACAACGGGAGGGGUCGGCUGAGGUGGGCGAGGGAGAGCCGGCGAGGGCGAGGCGCCGUGUGUAG
Messenger RNA from Leishmania mexicana MHOM/GT/2001/U1103, 666 nucleotides. RefSeq lists its product as hypothetical. NCBI's taxonomy places the organism in Eukaryota, Euglenozoa, Kinetoplastea, Trypanosomatida, Trypanosomatidae. Gene Ontology annotation, molecular function: nucleic acid binding. The transcript has a single exon. The record is from RefSeq and is a predicted model, not a curated record. The coding region runs from base 1 to 666 and encodes 221 amino acids.